This is a messenger RNA of Aspergillus lentulus, 1371 nucleotides long. RefSeq names its product c-24(28) sterol reductase (gene erg4A). Lineage: Eukaryota; Fungi; Ascomycota; Eurotiomycetes; Eurotiales; Aspergillaceae. Gene Ontology annotation, biological process: ergosterol biosynthetic process. Gene Ontology annotation, cellular component: endoplasmic reticulum membrane. The record is from RefSeq and is a predicted model, not a curated record. Gene Ontology annotation, molecular function: Delta24(24-1) sterol reductase activity.
AUGGCAGCAAAAGAUCGGAAAAGCCGCGAUGAUGCUCCCCCGCCUGAUACAAAAGUUGAAUUCGAGUUCGGCGGCGCGCCCGGCGUGACCCUGGUCAUGAUCGGCUUCCCGCUGCUGAUGUACUACAUGUACAUCGGUGCAGCCCUCUACGAUGGCCAUCUUCCCACCCCCGAGAAAGGACAAUCAUGGACAGACUUCCUCUCACACCUCAUCGACCUCGCAUACACCCAUGCCUAUCCUACCCGCAAAGCCUGGACCAUCUACUGGACCUUUCUCAUCCUCGAAGGCGCCGGGUACCUGUACCUCCCAGGCGUCUACGGCAAGGGAAAACGGCUACCCCAUCUCGGUGGGAAACAGCUUCCGUAUUACUGCUCCGCCGUGUCGUCGUGGUAUGUCACGAUCGCCACCGCGUUGGCACUGCACUUCACCGGUAUAUUCAAGCUGUACACCCUCAUCGACGAGUUCGGACCCCUCAUGUCUGUCGCUAUCUGCUCGGGAAUCCUCGUGUCGAUCGUGGCAUACAUCUCUGCUCUGGCGCGAGGAGCGGAGCACCGCAUGACAGGCUCGCAUGUCUAUGAUUUCUUCAUGGGCGCGGAGCUGAACCCGCGGCUGUUUGGCUGGUUGGAUUUCAAGAUGUUCUUCGAGGUCCGCAUUCCGUGGUUCAUCCUGUUCCUGUUGACAUUGGGAACGGCCCUGAAGCAGUUUGAGGAGUAUGGGUUCGUCUCUGGGGAGGUGCUCUUCUUGCUCAUGGCCCAUUUCUUAUACGCCAACGCCUGCGCCAAGGGCGAGGAAUUGAUCAUCACCAGCUGGGACAUGUACUAUGAGAAAUGGGGAUUCAUGCUCAUCUUCUGGAAUUUGGCAGGCGUCCCCAUGAGCUACUGCCACUGCACUCUGUAUCUGGCCUUGCACGACCCAUCCACUUACCACUGGAACCCCUGGGUUCUCGCUGUGUGGGCCGUUGCAUACUUGUUCAUGUAUUGGGUCUGGGAUACCUGCAACAGCCAGAAGAACUUUUUCCGCGCCCAGGAACGCGGCGUCACCGUCGACCGCAAGUCGUUCCCCCAGUUACCCUGGAAGUACGUCGAGAAUCCUCAGUCCAUCCCGACAAAGACCGGCGAUUCAAUCCUUUGCGGCGGAUGGUAUGGCAUGGCGCGCAAGGUGCAUUAUACAUGUGACGUGUUCUUCGCAAUUUCCUGGGGCCUCAUUACCGGGUUCAACUCGCCAUUUCCCUGGUUCUAUGCUUGCUUCUUCACCGUCAUGAUUAUCCAUCGCGCAAGACGGGAUAUCAUGCGCUGCCGGGAGCGGUACGGGGAGGCUUGGAUGGAGUAUGAGCGUCGGGUCCCUUAUCUCUUCAUUCCAUACGUCAUUUGA